Messenger RNA from Botrytis porri, 1518 nucleotides. RefSeq lists its product as uncharacterized. Bases 1 to 1518 code for a protein of 505 amino acids. Gene Ontology annotation, molecular function: oxidoreductase activity; FAD binding. The record is from RefSeq and is a predicted model, not a curated record. Lineage: Eukaryota; Fungi; Ascomycota; Leotiomycetes; Helotiales; Sclerotiniaceae. The transcript is spliced from 5 exons.
AUGUAUCUGCGACUCCCCCUUACCUCGCUUAUUCUCAGCACCUUUACCCGCAGCUCCUUCUCUCAAACUCCCCCCUCCAAUCCCGAAUCACACGCCUCCCACCUGCAAGAAUGUCUUCAAGCGCGCUUCGUGCCCUAUUCGAAUGCUACUUCUCCGAACUGGGCCAAUCUGACUACUCCUUUCAAUCUACGUCUGCAGUACACACCUACGGCGGUUACGCUCCCGAAGGCGCAGGAACAGGUGGCGAAUAGUGUGGUUUGUGCAGCGAGGGCGGGGUUGAAGGUUCAGCCGAGGGGUGGGGGACAUAGUUAUGCGAGUUACAGUAUGGGCGGGAGGAAUGGGAGUGUAGUGGUGGAUAUGAGUGGGUUUGAUGAGAUUUUCGUGGAUAGGGAAACGUAUAUUGCGAAGAUAGGCGCGGGACAAAGACUGGGUAAUGUGGCGCUGGGGAUUCAUGCGCAAGGCGGUAGAGCUUUACCGCAUGGAACAUGUGCUGGUGUUGGAAUAGGCGGUCACGCAACCCAUGGAGGCUAUGGUUACGAUUCCCGUCUCUGGGGCCUAGCACUCGACACCAUCGUCGGACUCGACGUCGUCCUCGCCAACGGCACAUUUGCUCACACAAGCGAAACUGAAAAUCCCGAUCUCUGGUACGCGUUACGAGGUGCCGCUGAUGCUUUUGGCAUCGUCACACAUUUUUAUAUGCAAACACUUGCUGCACCGGCAGAAGUCACAUAUUUCACCGCGAAUCUCUCAUCCACGCUUUCCAGCGCCGAAAAAGUUUCUACCGCGUUUUUGAAAACUCAAGAUUUUGUUCUGAAGAGCGGUCUGGCCAUCACAGGAAUGUGUACCUUUUGCGAUCUUGCCCAUUUCCGAGAUGUAGUUUUCCCUGAACUCGUGUCAGGUUUCGAUAUCGAUUCGAGGAAUAUAACGAAUUUGUCCUGGAUCGAUACACUCGCUACGCUUGCCGCACCCGAUCCGCUCGCUCAACCUCUCUUAAACUAUGAUUUACACGAUACUUUCUAUGUCAAAUCCCUCGUUACCAAGAAUGAUAGGCCUCUCACCCCCGAAGCAGUCCUCGCAUUUUUCUCAUAUAUCCUCUCUCAUCAAUCCCCAUCCAUCCCCUACUUCUCCACCAUCAAUCUCUACGGCGCCCCGGGCUCCGCCAUCGAUAGCGGAGAGAUAUCGUCUUCGAGUCAUGCAGAUAUGGAUGCGUUGUGGGUAUUCCAGAACUAUGGAUAUACACCCAAUCAUCUCCCCCUGUGGGAUGAUCGCAUCACGGAUGUGAUUGAGGGGAUGACGAAUGCGGUUGUGGAUGCGCAACCGAGCGGGAAUUUCUCGGGGUAUGUCAAUUAUGUGGAUCCGGAUUUGGGGGCGGAGGAGGCGGCGGAAUGGUAUUAUGGGAAUGGGACGUAUGAUCGGUUGUUGGGGAUUAAGACGGAGGUGGAUAGGGGGUUUGUUUUUUGGAAUCCGCAAGCGAUUGGGAAUGUUGGGGUUUUGCCUGUAGGAGUUGGAGAGGAGUAA